Molecule: messenger RNA, 273 nt
Organism: Prunus armeniaca (apricot)
Lineage: Eukaryota; Viridiplantae; Streptophyta; Magnoliopsida; Rosales; Rosaceae
Source: the annotation of a GenBank genome assembly
AUGGCUGAGAAAGGAACUGAUCUCAGCCGUCAGGUUCACGGCCUGAGCUACAAGGCCGUUUUAGUGGUGGUGUUGGUGGCGGGUUUUAGGCGGUGCUCCGGCGCGUUGCUCAAAGAGCGACGGUCGAGGAGUCCUGGAGGGACAAUCGAGGCUAAAAAGACCUGCAUGGUGGAGCCUGAUCAGGGCAAGUGGGUAGUCAAAUCGGCAUUUGGGAUCGUGAAGCAUGGUGGUGUGACCCCCAUAAAUCUUGGUAAAUCUCGGCCACCGCCCUGA